This is a messenger RNA of Hypoxylon trugodes, 1521 nucleotides long. Its product is annotated as putative cytochrome P450. The record is from RefSeq and is a predicted model, not a curated record. Bases 1 to 1521 code for a protein of 506 amino acids. Lineage: Eukaryota; Fungi; Ascomycota; Sordariomycetes; Xylariales; Hypoxylaceae. The transcript is spliced from 3 exons. Gene Ontology annotation, molecular function: iron ion binding; monooxygenase activity; heme binding.
AUGGCGUUCGCAGCCUUAGCCUCGCUUGUCUGCUUCGUUGCAGCCGCUCUCGUGCUCUUGUUUAGCAGGGGAGACAACAAUAGCAAUGGUCCACGAGAACCCCAAUACGUUUCUUUCAGAUAUCCUUUCAUAGGUCACUUCGUCGGCUUAUUACGACAUGGCAUCUCAUUCUAUGAGAUGAUGAGAGAUAAGGCAAAGUUGCCGAUAUACUCUAUCCGAAUGUUGGGUGCCAAGCUCUACGUUGUAACCUCGCCCGAACUUAUCAGCCAAAUCAACCGCAAGCAAAAGGUCAUCUCCAGCGAUGGCCCAUUCAUUGAGACUGUAUUUGCUCGCCUAUUGGCUCUCGACGCACCCAGUCUAGCACUACUACGAGGGGGUGCCCACGGCGCCCACCAGCGCAAUGGUCUAAGGCACGAUAUGCAAAUCCUACAACAUGACCUACUCAAGCCUGGUGAUGCGAUGAAGCAAAUGUACCUGCGCACUGUCGAAGAAUUCGCUAGACGCCUUAACGGAGUUGCUCCGGAAGCAGGUGCUAAGCAACCCGUGGAACUAAUGGGCUUGACACAACAAGUGUUCACCUGGGCGAUUGCUUUCUCGCUUUACGGACGCGACAACCCAUUCGAGCUCGACCCCAGCCUAGUAGAUGAUUUCUGGACUUUCGACGAGGGUAUCAUGAUGCUAGUCCUAAACAUCUUCCCCUCCAUCACAGCACCUAAGGCCGUCAAGGCGCGACAACGUCUAGCUGAUGCUUUCAAGGCAUACCACCGCAGCGGUCGCAAAAAUGGCCAGAAGGGUAUGUGCCAAGUCGUCAACAACUUGACUGAGCUCGGACGUCAAUACAACUGCUCUGAUGAAUACCUCGCACGAUCCGAAUUGGGUCUCUUCACCGGUCUCAUGAUUAACACUGUCCCCGCCCUAUUCUGGUUCCUCAGCUUCAUCCUCAACGACGACGAAUUGAUGCAAAAAAUCAGGACCGAAAUCGCACCUGCUGUUGAGAAGCGAGCCAACGGUACACAAUUUGUAGCCAUCAACACUGUUCGUGAGAAGUGCCCUCUUCUCCUCUCCACCUUCCAGGAAGUCCUACGUCUUACUGUUGCCGGUAUUGGUACCUUCGAGGUCCUCGAGGACACUGUACUAGACAACAAGUACCUCCUCAAGAAGGGUCGCGCCAUCCAGAUCCCCGCACUAGCCAUCCACACCGACAAGGAAGCCUGGGGUGAGGACGCCGAGAAGUUUAUUCCUGACCGCUUCACCCGACCGGGACGCCAGCACCCCUCUGCAUUCCGAACAUUCGGUGGCGGUAGCAGUUUGUGCCCUGGCCGACACAUCGCCGCCGACCUGAUGAUGACGGUAACCAUCAUGAUGUUGACGUCCUUCGACUUCGAGUUCGCACCUGGCAGCCAGAGAAUGCCGGGUAUGGACCGAAACAAGAUCGGGUCGAUGAUGAAGCCCCUAUCUGGCUUCAACCUUACGAUGGCAAGGCGGCCUGGCCAAGAUAAUGUUAAGUGGGAAUUUGAUUAA